Messenger RNA from Lentinula edodes (shiitake mushroom), 896 nucleotides. RefSeq lists its product as uncharacterized. The transcript has 6 exons. The record is from RefSeq and is a predicted model, not a curated record. The coding region runs from base 178 to 837 and encodes 219 amino acids. Lineage: Eukaryota; Fungi; Basidiomycota; Agaricomycetes; Agaricales; Omphalotaceae.
UGUGUAACCUCCCCUACCAUAAACAGGGGUCCCAGGCCGUCAAAGUCAUAGGGCGUAUCAGGACCCCGGACUACAGAGACGUGUACAGGGUGAUCACAUACCCACACAUCUGGAGGCUCCUUGGUUGCAAACCCUCCCUGAGGAGCCCUGAGGCGAGUGGUCGGAGAGCGUCGGAGGAUGCGUGGGGCGCUAGGGAAUCAUCCCCCCAACUGCUGGUCGGUCCUCACAUUUUCUUUGCUGGCCGAAGAAGUACCCAAGCCCUUAGACCGUAGAACGAUCCGUUCAAAUCUCGCAUCCUCGUCGUUCAUUUCUUCGACUACUCAUACUUGUUACUUCUUAUUCCAUUUUUACCUCAUCAUCAACAUGCGUUGCAAUUUCGUCACCUGGUUUGUUCUUGGGCUUGCCACGGUUGUGUAUACUGCCCCAGUAGAUGGCUUGGCUUCUAUGGCAUCUUUGGAGACCCGUAGUGUCGCGGUCGUCUUUGAAUUCGCAGACCAGCAUGCCGCGGAAGCUGUGCCGUCGAGAUUCCGUCUGCCAUUUACGAGUAGUAAGGCUAUAAAGGACAAGACAGCAGAGUUGUCAGCUCAAUCAACAGUCAAAAAUUUAUUACAAACUUUGGGCUUCGAGGGUCAAUUGAAACCAGACUCCAUUUUUGGUGGCACCUCUCACCAAGCUGAGGGCCGAAUUGAUUUCGUCGCUCCGAACGUUCCGGGAUUUAAUGGUCCCUGCCAGGGAUGGGCAACACCAAGCGGAAAUGGAGAAUUACAUGGGGACAAAGGUGGAAAAACAGAAGUUAUAUCUGUUGAGAAUGGCGUGAAAAAGGUUAAAGGGUCAUAAAUUGUCGGAGGAACUGCAUCAGAACUGCAUCAAAGUUUGCUCUGUCUUGAUUGUGACCU